AUGGGACAGGGCAGAUUGCGAAACAAAGCCGCUAUUGUGACCGGCGGAGGCUCUGGAUUUGGGGAGGGAAUCGUCCACAAAUUCAUUCUCGAGGGCGCCAAUGUGAUCAUUGUCGAUAUCAAUCGGCUAGAAGGACUACGAGUGCAGAAUAAUGAGCCACCAGGACGCGCUAUCUUCGUUAAGGGAGAUGUAUCGAGUGAGCCUGAUUGGAAGAUGGUGCGUGAAGUGGCACUUGAGAAGUUUGGGAAGAUUGACAUCGUGGUCAAUAAUGCUGGCAUUGUUCAUGAAGUUCAGCCAUCUCUCGAAACAUCCGAGGACAUGCUGGACCGCAUGUACAAAGUCAAUGUCAAGAGUAUCUAUCACUCAGCCAAGACUAUUGCUCCCUACUUUCAGGCCCAGGGUGGGGGUGUUUUUGUGAAUAUCUCAAGUAUGAGCUCUAUUCGCCCUCGGCCGAAGUACGCUUGGUACUCCGCUACGAAAGGGGGUGUGAGGGCGGUAUGUCUGUUCCUAUCUUUUCACUUCUACGUGUGGAGAUUGUCUUACGAUAAAAUGAGCGCAGGCGACCAAGAGUCUGGCUGCAGAAUUUGCGAAGGAUAA
Messenger RNA from Aspergillus luchuensis, 597 nucleotides. RefSeq lists its product as uncharacterized. Bases 1 to 597 code for a protein of 198 amino acids. The record is from RefSeq and is a predicted model, not a curated record. NCBI's taxonomy places the organism in Eukaryota, Fungi, Ascomycota, Eurotiomycetes, Eurotiales, Aspergillaceae. The transcript is spliced from 2 exons.